AUGAGGAAGAAAACCACGGAAAUUUUUUGUGAAUAUGCCGUUAGAUGGAGGGAGCAAGCUGCUAGGGUUAAACCAUCAAUGAAGGAAUCAGAGAUGAUUGAUGUUUUUCUCCAAGCCCAAGAACCUGAUUACUUUCAUUACUUGCUUUCUUCCGUCGGGAAGACCUUCGCCGAAGUUAUCAAGAUUGGGGAAAUGGUGGAAAAUGGCAUCAAGUCUGGGAAGAUCGUAAGCCAAGCUGCUUUAAAAGCCACAACACAAGCGCUUCAAAAUGGUUCUGGAAAUAUUGGAGGGAAGAAAAGAAGGGAAGAUGUAGCCACCGUUGUAUCAACACCUCGAACCUAUGCCCAAGAUAAUCAUACACAACACUACUUUUCUCCCCAAAUUCCACAAUAUCCUGUCCCAUAUCCUCAAUAUCCCAUUUUUAGCGCACAACUAAAUGUUCUCCCUUCUUAUCCGCAAUGGCGUGCACCACUUCCUCAAAAUCAUCCAUCACCCCCACAAAUUCACCAAAAUACAACUAGAAUUCCUUUUCGUCCUAGAAAAGAAUACAAGAAGGGAAAUGGAGCUAAGGAUGAGUUCACCCCUAUUGAAGAAUCAUAUGCUAGCUUGUUUCAAAUAUUAAGAACGUUGAAUGUUUUGAGUCCUAUUGAAAGAAAGAUGUCGAAUCCUCCUCCGAGAAAUCUUGAUUAUUCCCAGCACUGCGCAUAUUGUUCUGAUGCCCCAGGGCACAACAUAGAAAGAUGCUGGUACUUGAAAAAGGCAAUUCAAUAUUUGAUCAAUACUCGUCGAAUUAUAGUUGAAAGCCCAAAUGGACCGAAAAUCAAUCAAAAUCCACUGCCCAGACAUACUGAAACAAACAUGUUAGAGAUGAUGAAUGACCACGAAGAAGUUGCAGUCCCAUACAAGCCAAUCCUUAAGGUUGAAACUGGCAUGGAAAGUUCAGCAAAUGUCGUUGACUUAACAAAAAUGAUGCCUUCAGGGGCGGAAAGUACGUCUGAAAAGUUAACCCCAUCAAGCGCACCCAUCCUAACUGUAAAAGGAGCACUUGAAGAUGUUUGGGCAAGUCAAAGAGAGGCAAGAUUGGUUGUUCCAAGAGGGCCAGACAAGCCUAUCUUGAUCGUGCAAGGAGCCUAUAUUCCACCUGUGAUCAUUAGGCCAGUGUCCCAACUUCCAAUGACUAAUCCCAAGGCUGUCCCUUGGAAUUAUGAGCCUACCGUCGUGACAUACAACGGGAAAGAAAUCAAUGAAGAAGUAGAUGAAAUAGGAGGAAUGACUCAUUCGGGAAGAUGUUAUGCCCCGACUGAAUUAAGGAAAUGUAAAAAUGACAAAUGCAAGUUAAAUGUCCAGUCACUGAAGGGGAGGCAGAGGAGUUCUUAA
Molecule: messenger RNA, 1377 nt
Organism: Solanum verrucosum
Lineage: Eukaryota; Viridiplantae; Streptophyta; Magnoliopsida; Solanales; Solanaceae
Exons: 1
Coding region: 1-1377 (458 amino acids)
Source: RefSeq, a predicted model, not a curated record